GGCAGAGCAGCAGCAGCAACUGCAGUUGCUGUUACAGCAGCAAUACUUCCAGCAGAUGUAUCAGCAGGCGGGGAUGGGGGGGUACCAAGGGCUGGGACCCUACGAGCUGCAGCAACAUCAGCAGCUAUUGCUACAACAACAACAUCAGCAGCAGCAGCUGUUGCAGAUGCAGCGGCAAGCGGAGGCAGCGGCUGGUGCGGAGCAGCAACGGGGGGCUGCGGCGGUGACGGCGGGCGGUGGAGACGAGGAGAUGCGGGACGUGGCAGACGAGGCGGAGGAGGGCGGGCAGCUGGGUCGCAAG
Molecule: messenger RNA, 301 nt
Organism: Astrephomene gubernaculifera
Lineage: Eukaryota; Viridiplantae; Chlorophyta; Chlorophyceae; Chlamydomonadales; Astrephomenaceae
Source: the annotation of a GenBank genome assembly